Annulohypoxylon truncatum is the source of this 2326-nucleotide messenger RNA. RefSeq names its product Metallo-dependent phosphatase-like protein. Gene Ontology annotation, molecular function: hydrolase activity. The coding region runs from base 308 to 2257 and encodes 649 amino acids. Lineage: Eukaryota; Fungi; Ascomycota; Sordariomycetes; Xylariales; Hypoxylaceae. Gene Ontology annotation, cellular component: cytosol. The record is from RefSeq and is a predicted model, not a curated record. The transcript has 9 exons. Gene Ontology annotation, biological process: nucleotide catabolic process.
UCCACAUAAUCGCUGAUAGACCACGACCUAUCGCCUACAUUUACUUGUACUUACUCUAUUAGGAAGGCGACUACUACCACGUGCGGUAUCCCGGCUCUCUCACUGUUUAUGUACUUAGCGAUUAGGAGCGUUUACUACGUAGUAUUAUCUCGGUGAAUGCCGCGGUGCGGCGGUACCGCGGUGCCGUAUUUCCAGAGAAUAUUUAAAUUCCCGUCUCUUUUCCAAGCUGCUCGAUAUAUACUUUACCUGCUUUAUUGGCAAGUUGGCAGACAGGUAAAGGAAAAGAAAAGAAAAGAAAAGAGUCAAGAUGCGCCUCCUCAAUCUCCUGGGUCUCCUGCCGCUCAUCGACGGUUCUCUAGCCUGCUCCGGCUGCUUUGGCCCUGUAGAUCAUGUCGAACAUGUUCGACACGUUAAGCGCAUGCAGCCAGAUGCGAUUAACGCUACCUAUGGACCUACGAGAGCUUUGGAGUGGGGCCAAUUGAAUUUCCUGCAUACGACCGACACCCACGGAUGGCUGGAAGGUCAUCUGAAGCAAGGAAACUAUGGCGCGGACUGGGGCGACUUUGUCUCUUUCUCUACUCACUUCAAGCAUCAGGCCAGCCGUAUGGGGGUCGACAUGCUUCUGGUAGACACCGGCGACCUGCACGACGGGGCAGGCCUAAGCGACGCCACAACACCGGACGGUGCUAUUUCGAUGACAGUCUUCGACAAGGUCGAUUAUGACUUGCUCACCAUCGGCAAUCACGAAUUAUACCUUGCCACCGUGGCCUACCAGGCCAUGUAUAAUAUCUCGACCUACUGGGGUGAGAAGUAUCUGACAUCCAACGUUCAAAUCCUCAACCCGGAGACGAACGAGUGGCAGUAUAUCGGCAAGACGCACCGGUAUUUUACUACUCAGCACGGCCUUAGAGUCAUGGCCUUUGGCGUGCUAUUUGAUUUCACCGGCAACACGAAUGUCAGCAAGGUCAUUCCCGCGAAGACCAUGGUCACCCAACAAUGGUUCUUGGAUAUUCUUCAUUCCCCGGAACCCGUGGACGUCUUCAUCAUUCUGGGCCACAACCCUGCGCGCCCGACUGAUUCGAUCAGCACGUUUCCCGUUGUCUUUGACGCCAUUCGCGCAGUGCAUCCCAAUACCCCUAUCCAAUUUAUGGGAGGCCACACUCACAUCAGAGACUUUGCUGUUCUGGACUCUAGCAGUACAGCGAUGGAGUCGGGCCGGUAUUGCGAAACUCUCGGUUGGCUCUCGAUGUCUGGAUUUAACAGUAAUAAUAGCGGCUACCACGGCGUCGUUCCCGGACCGGCCGGCGUCCCUAACCCAACCCGUAAAGCCACUCAGAAUUCCACUUCUCCUUUCGUGUACUCACGGCGCUAUCUCGACUGGAACCGUCGAACGUUCGAGUACCACGCCGCGACUCGUUACGACAAGAAAUUCGACUAUAGUAAUGGUCUGGCCGUUACGGCCGAGAUUACGAAGUACAGAAAGCAACUGAACCUUACCGACGUAUACGGUUGCGCACCUCAGGACUAUUGUCUGACAUGUGUGAGCUUUGAUAGUACCGGGAAUAUCUUCCCCCUGCUAUCAGAAGCGCUGUCCGAGGCUGUUGUGAACGAAUCACGUCAAGAUAUACCACGCUACAUCAUCGCCAACACAGGAAGCGUCCGAUUUGACUUGUAUAAGGGACCCUUCACUUAUGAUGACCAAUUCAUCGUCUCGCCGUUCCUCGAUCACUUCUUAUAUAUCCCAGAAAUACCCUAUAGCGUAGCUAGCACUUUGCUUCAGUCACUUAAUAAGGCGGGUGCCAGCCAGAAGCGCAGCCUUGGCGUCAUGCCCAUCGAACGUGAUAUCUGCGUCGACCCGUCUCCCGUUCACCUUUCCGGAAUUAAACGCGAAGAGCACGGUGAGCACCCCAGUAUCACGAGACGUCAGGUAGUCGACCUAGUUCCAGGCUACACGACCAAGGACGAUUUUGGGACGGAUGGCGAUGACACUGCGCAUACUGGGAUCCCGUAUUAUGAUAUUCCCGAUUUCUUCCAGGGCACGGCCGGGUUUAACGAGAGUACCACCCCGGAUGUUGUUGAUGUGGUGUUUGUCGACUUCAUCGAGAGCGACCUUCUUGCCAUCCUCGGCUCCAACUAUAGCUCGAGUGAUGUUUCUUACUAUAUCGACGAAAACUUCACGACGCGAGAUUACUUGCCUAUAUAUGUCAGAAAUUCUCAGACCUUCCAGGCAGGGUUGUCUAACUGCACCUCCGCAUAGAGUAUCGGAGAAUUAGCUUAUAUCAGCUUACAUAUAUCCAAUCUUAUGAUGAAAUAACUCCUCCCUCUG